AUCACUAAAGAAGAAUAUAAACAAAUAGGACAACGCAUUUUUUAGCCGGCGCUUAAGAAGUUAAUUUACAGCCAGCUUAGGUCAUGAAUAGUGUUUCCUCGGCCCGCGAGUGCCUCUCCCACGCGAUGAACAACCGCUUUCUGCCCAAUUUGGAAUACCUACUGCAAGGAUCCAUUCUGGACUCCGCUGUGGAGCACUUAAUGCACAGACUUAAGGGUCUCUGUGACAACGUGGACACUUCACCGGAGCCUUUCCACGACUUGGAGGUGUGUAUGAGCCUUAGGCAGCCCAACGCCAAUGCCAAUCAGCCGCUACUGCUUCGCGUGCGCCGCGCCCUUGGACGCGAUGCUCCCUUCCAGAUGCGUUACCUGGGCAAUCCAGAGGUGGACCAACGCAGACCUACGCUGGUGCGCAGCUGCAUGGACUGCGCUUGUACAAACGGAAUUCUUGAGUUCCUCACGGAGAUGGGCUUCCGACUUGAGUUCGAGUACAUAGCUAAGGGAUACAUGUUCCGAAAGGGUCGCAUGAAGAUCACCGUCUCUAAGCUCAUUAAAAUCGUGCCUGGUAAGCAGCAGGAUAUGGCCAACGAGCCGAUUUCGCAAAGCUACAUCGUGGAGCUAUCCGUGGUGGCGCCCACGGGGCAGGAGAACGUCGGUGAGGAGAUGCGAGUAUUCGCCGAACAACUGAAGCCUCUGGUGCAGCUCGAGAAGAUCGACUACAAGCGGCUAGGCGGCAUGCCGUAGUGCAAAAAAAUGUACUUGUUUCUUAACUUAUUUAAUUGCUUAGACUAUAAGAUAGGAAAAUAAACAGACAAAAGCAAUCGGUAAGGAA
Messenger RNA from Drosophila ficusphila, 831 nucleotides. RefSeq names its product mediator of RNA polymerase II transcription subunit 18 (gene MED18). Lineage: Eukaryota; Metazoa; Arthropoda; Insecta; Diptera; Drosophilidae. Gene Ontology annotation, molecular function: transcription coregulator activity. Gene Ontology annotation, biological process: regulation of transcription by RNA polymerase II; termination of RNA polymerase II transcription. The record is from RefSeq and is a predicted model, not a curated record. The transcript has 3 exons. Gene Ontology annotation, cellular component: core mediator complex; mediator complex. Bases 84 to 743 code for a protein of 219 amino acids.